Lachancea mirantina is the source of this 3729-nucleotide messenger RNA. The record is from the annotation of a GenBank genome assembly. NCBI's taxonomy places the organism in Eukaryota, Fungi, Ascomycota, Saccharomycetes, Saccharomycetales, Saccharomycetaceae.
AUGACUGAUUAUGAAACUAAGGAGAAUGAAUUAUCUUUUGCUUCAACCACUAGGGCAUCUCUGCAAGUACGAGGCCUUUCAGUUUUAGCUUCGACAGGUUCUACGAUUGUCAAUAAUAUUUCGCUGAAUGUGCCAAGUGGAUCCAUUUUGGCUAUUAUGGGUGGAUCGGGGUGUGGGAAAACGACACUCCUAAACGCAUUGGCGUGCAAAAACUCCCGAGGCCUUCAAAAAAAUGGCAUCCUCAAGAUUAUACCCGAAAAUGCUGAAAAAACUGAUAAUAAAGUAACCACGGCGUAUCUAACCCAGCAUGACAUUCUAGCUUCCAAGCUUACCUGUAGAGAAACACUAAAUUACGCUGCAGACUUGAAAUCGAACAGUCCGAAGCAGGAGAGACGGAAGCUCGUGGAAGAGCUCAUAGCCGAACUGGGUCUUAAGGACUGUGCAGAUACUUUUGUAGGAGAUAGAAGAAAUCCGGGGCUUUCAGGUGGCGAAAAAAGAAGACUAAGCAUCGGUAUCCAGCUUAUUUCUAACCCAUCCCUCAUGUUUCUCGACGAGCCCACUACAGGACUAGACGCUUAUUCGGCAUACGUUUUCAUCAAGACUUUGAGAAAACUGAGUCACACUGGAGGCCGGACUUUUGUCAUGAGUAUCCACCAGCCUAGGGCUGACAUUCUUUUUUUACUUGACCAAGUUUGCAUCCUUUCUCAGGGCCAGGACGUGUAUUGUGGACCCGUUAAUAAGAUGGUCGAGUAUUUUGGUGACUUAGGUUAUGAAGUGCCACAACACGUCAAUCCAGCCGACCAUUUUAUUGACUUGUGCAGCAUAGAUUCGAGGACCGAAGCUGCGGCUACGUUCACAGAGCAAAGGCUGCGAGAUUUGAUCGCAAAUUGGUCAAAAUUUGAAAAGGCUCUCGAAUUGCCCAGCAUAGAUUAUGAGAGCGAACUGGAAGUUUCAGCCCCAAGCGUUUCAUUCAGAGAUCAAGUCAAGGUAUUAACAUUGCGGUCAUCGAAAUUAAAUUUCAGAAACUCAUUGGCUUUCCUUGGCAUUUUACUAGAGCCCGUUAUUAUUGGAGUGAUAACAGGUUGGAUUUUUUACAAACCCGAUCAAACCACUUUGGCUGGCCUCAGAACGAUUACGGGCGCAUUAUAUUCAGCAGGUGCUCUACAGGGCUAUCUUUUCUUGCUUUACGAAACUUACAGGCUAUGUGAGCAAGACAUAAAAAUAUACGACAGAGAGAGAGCAGAGGGCUCAGUUUCAGCGUUAGCAUUUUUGCUUUCACGAAGAUUGUCCAACUUCUUCUUCGAAGACCUCGCUGUACCUUUCAUUUUCUCUGUGAUCACCUUCUUCAUGUAUGGAUUAAAUGUGAACGCGAAGGGCUUUUUCAUUUACUUUUCGGUCGUAUUUUUGAUUCAUCAGACGUCAACGUCAGUGGCAUUCCUAUCGGUAGCCAUUUCAAGAGAUUUUUCUCAGGCUUCACUAUUUGGAAAUCUUAACUAUACGCUGCAGUCAAUGGCAUGCGGGUUUUUCGCAAAUGCUAAGAAAUUGCCAGUUUAUGUCAGGUGGACCAAAUAUAUUGCUUACCUUUGGUACAGCUAUGGCAGCCUCAUGUCUAAUGAGUUCACAGACCUCGGAUGUAGCUCGACGGAUUUGGAUGAUUGUACUGGUAACAUGCUUUUGGCCACGGCGGGAUACCCUCGAAACUGGAGAACGGUACCAAUUGUUAUCAUUUUUUUGUGGGCUCUUGGGUUCUAUGUCGUUGGCGUGGUUAUCUUCCACAUCAACAAAACCGACGUGAGCCUUGCAAAGAAAAUUAAGGCCAAGAAGAAGACAUGCACCGAAACCAAAGAAAUUCAUUUGGAUCUAGAGGCAAACAAGGCCAUUUCCUCUAAGUCCAGAAUGGCGUCUGUGGAUUUUGCCUUUGCGCGCUUAAAUCUCACAGUACAGAUGAGAGAUAUUAGACUUGGACGGCGGAAAAUGCUUACUUACUCUCAUAAAAAUCUUGAGAUUCUAAAAGACAUUGAUGCGACCUUUCAAUCCGGCGUGAUAAAUGCUGUUAUGGGCCCUUCGGGAUCGGGAAAGUCCUCUCUCUUAAAUUUGGUUUCUGGCAAACUAAGAUCUACGAUCAAUCGCUCUUUUGCAUCCCAAGGUAAAAUUCUUUGCGGGGGGGCUUUAUUAUCAUUUCCAGAAUUUUCCAGUCUUUGUUCAUUUGUUCCUCAAGAUGACGAACAUCUUUUGUCGAAGCUUACAGUGAGAGAGACUCUUUCAUACGCGGCUGAGCUUCGCUUAUACGACUUAAACUCGAACGAAAGGAAUGCCAGAGUUGAAGAGCUAAUUGGUGACUUGGGGCUGAAGCACUGUGAGAAUACCUUGAUUGGCGAUGAUCUCACGAAAGGUAUUAGCGGAGGAGAAAAACGGCGUGUUUCCAUGGGCAUUCAAUUAUUGACAGAUCCUCCCAUUAUUCUGCUAGAUGAACCAACUUCUGGUCUCGAUAGUUAUACGGCUUUCAAAAUCUUAGAUGUUUUAAACGGUCUAUGUCUCCACAGCGGAAAGACGGUAGUUCUGACUAUUCAUCAGCCGAGAGCAGAGCUGUUUCAAAAAUUUGGCAAUGUGCUGCUCCUUGCCAAAGGUGGGGAGGUUGCGUUUAAUGGAUCCCCGCUGGCGAUGAUCCAUUAUUUCGCUUCACUCGGCCAUCAUUGUCCACCUUUAACUAACGUCGCAGACUUCUUCCUUGAUCUGAUUUCAUUGAACACUCAAAAUGAAGAGAACGAGGCUAAUUCGAGACACAGGGUAGAUAAUCUCGUAAACGCUUGGAAAAUUUCAAAACCUCAAUUGAUAGAGAACGACCGCCCAUCCGCAAAAUUUGAAGUAGCUGGCUCUGCUAGUGCUCCCUUCAGAAUUGCGUACAAAGUCUGCAUAAGACGUCAAUUCAAGACGAUCACCAGAAAUUUGGAAUCGCUUUCUGCGCGACUCGCCCAAAUUCCCGGCGUUGGAAUAAUUUUAGCGCUCUUUUUUGCGCCCAUAAAGCACGACUACACCAGUAUUAAUAAUAGACUGGGUCUAGUACAGCAAUCCACAGCGCUGUAUUUCACCGGCAUGUUGACAAACCUUGCAUGCUAUCCGAAAGAGCGGGACUAUUUUUAUCAAGAGUUUAGUGAUAAUGUCUACGGUGUGACACCCUUUUUGCUUGGAUACAUGACCAUAGAGCUUCCGAUGGCACUUUUAGCGUCCGCAUUGUAUGCAAUUUUCACAGUGUUGGUCUGUGGAUUGAAUAGAACGGCUGGAAAUUUCUUUGUGACAAUGUAUUGCAGCUUCAUUGUAGCCACUUGCGGUGAGGCUUUGGGAAUAAUCACAAAUACACUCUUUGAACAACCGGGAUUUGUUGUUAAUGUGGUUUCGAUUAUUCUUUCCAUUGGAACAGUGAUGUCAGGUCUCAUGUCCUUGCACAUGUCUAAAGUCCUGAAGGGUUUUAAUUACCUCAGUCCUCUAAAUUAUACUGCGAUGAUUAUGAUCAAUUACGCAUUUCCUUCCUCUUUGAAGCUUACUUGCAAAGACGGCGGACAAAAUCCCGACGGGUCCUGUAUGCUUUCUACCGGUUCUGAAGUGUUGAAGGCCUAUGAAUUACAGAGAAACACUCGUGAAUAUUUAGGAAUCAUUAUAUGCGUAUGGUUCAUUUACAGAUUUUUGGGUUAUUUAAUUCUUCGCGCCAAACUGGAGUGGCUCAAGUGGUAA